CGCCCGGCCCAGCUGCAGGAUGCACGCUCCGCCGCCGCCGUCGCCGCUGCUGCUCCUACUGCUCCUGCUGCUGGCCGCCUGCGCGCCGCCCCCCUGCGCCACGGGCGUCCCGACGCCCCCGGGCUGGGAGCCGGGGGCCGACGCUCCUUGGUGCCCCUACAAGGUGCUGCCUGAAGGCCCGGAGGCGGGCGGCGGGCGCUUGUGCUUCCGCAGCCCUGCGCGCGGCUUCAGCUGCCAGGCGCCCGGCUGCGCGGUGCACGCUUCUGCCGGCCACUUGCUACGCGCCAGCGUCCUGCGCAACCGCAGCGUGCUGCUGCAGUGGCGCCUGCCCCCGGCCCAGGCGCUCCGCGUGCGCGCCUUCGCGCUCAACUGCUCGUGGCGCGGCGCCUACACUCGCUUCCCGUGCGAGCGCGUGCUGCUCGGCGCCUCCUGCCGCGACUACCUGCUGCCCGACGUGCACGACGGCGUGCGCUACCGUUUGUGCCUGCAGCUGCUGCCUCUGCGCGCCGAGCACGCCCCCGCUGGCCCCCCGGAGCCCUCCGGGCCCACCGAAUGCGUGGAGUUCGCCGCGGAGCCCGCCGGCAUGCGAGAGAUCGUCGUGGCCAUGACGGCGGUGGGCGGCUCCAUCUGCGUCAUGCUCGUGGUCAUCUGCUUGCUCGUGGCCUACAUCACGGAGAACCUCAUGCACCCGGCCUUCGGGCGCCCGGGCCUGCGCCGGCAGCCCUGAAGCUGGAGGAUCGCCAUGCAGGGCCUGCUGGAGAUGGAGAGGGCACCGGCCCGCCCGCGCCAGGGCCAGGAGUCAUCGAACGACUUUGCCAGCCUGGCAUCCGCUUCCCAGAAUCCAGUUCGGAACUGCCCCUUGGGCCUGGGCACGGGUGCCAGCUGCAUCCAGGGCUCUUCCUGCUUCCCAGAAGCCUGUAUAGGGGCCCUCAGGACACAGAACCCCUUCUAGCGAGAGCCCUUAGGACCCCGCCUGCCCGUCGCCACCCUGCAGCUGCAACCUGUGCCAAGUGGGAAGAAUUGGGCUGUCCUCCUUGCUUGGUCACUGUGCGCUUUGCCGGCCCGAGGUCCCCUCGGAGCUUGUCCUCCCACCCCACCCCAGCGGGCUUAGGUUAGCUUUGUGCCUUAGUGUCUUGGGCCCACUGCAGGAGCCAGCCAUCUUGUCCCCUGAUGUCCUUGAGAUUGGUGGGCUGUGUGUCCUUCUGGCUAGAGUCCUCCUGGGGACCCCCCUUCCCGCUUUGCAGGAGCCUCUGUAAACAGCACCCCCUAGUGUGUCCUUGCCGGGUGUCUGACGAGCUGGGAGCCAGGUGCAGUCCAGCAGGCCGGCCCGGCACCCAGCUGCUCCGGCCGUGAGUGUUCUCCGACCUUGGGGGAAGCUGGUAGGUCGGGGCUGGGUGCCUUCCCCGCUUCUCAUUUUGCAGCGCUGCCCCCGAUGACGUGCUGUGACGAGCGGGGGCCGACGGCUAGGAAGAGGGAGCCUGGUGGCAGGGCCUUGCACGGUGGUCUGGAUCCCAGGUUUCGUCCACAGCACGACAGACGACACCCCCCUCUCCCGCCCUGUCCCGGGGACCGCGAGCCCGGGAUCGGCUGGCGGGGCCACCGCCCACACACCCACUGUGGACGGAAGGCGGGCCCCGCUCCCCUCCGGGCGGACCUGAGCACCCCGGCUGAGGCUGCCUCCUGCGCUGACCGCCCGGCGACACCCAGUGCUCACUCUCCGUGAGGCCCCGACCGUGACCACCCUGGACCUGGCAUUUCUGGAGUCACUGUGGCUAACCCCUGUGGCCCUCACCCUAGCGACCACCAGCAACCCCCGGCCCUGGCUGGUGCCCCUGCCUCCCGCCGUCUCCACCCUGCCCACCCCUGGCGUGGCACCGCUCAGGUGUGAGCCUGGUGCCAGUGUCCACAAUGUCCAUUGU
Molecule: messenger RNA, 1919 nt
Organism: Phyllostomus hastatus (greater spear-nosed bat)
Lineage: Eukaryota; Metazoa; Chordata; Mammalia; Chiroptera; Phyllostomidae
Gene: FNDC10
Product: fibronectin type III domain containing 10
Exons: 2
Coding region: 20-727 (235 amino acids)
Source: RefSeq, a predicted model, not a curated record